Molecule: messenger RNA, 723 nt
Organism: Penicillium egyptiacum
Lineage: Eukaryota; Fungi; Ascomycota; Eurotiomycetes; Eurotiales; Aspergillaceae
Source: the annotation of a GenBank genome assembly
AUGUUCCGCAAGCUCCGUGUUAGUGGCAGCGAGCCCGCGCCAUCAGCGCCGGCCACGACAGUAGAGAGAAAAACUGUUGACCCAUCCCCUCGCGCCAUCCAUAUCAGCAACGUGAGGCGGUCACCCACCAAGCUACCCCGCAAACCCGGUUCCGAUCCACAGUCCAUAUCCAUUAUCGUCGCGAAUGCCAAAGGCGCCCCCGACUCCUCGUAUCUUUACAGUAGAGAGAAGGCCUACGGCGAGUUUGACCCUACAGGCGACUUCGAAACAGAUUACCUUUGCGACAGUCAUGUCUACAAUGUCCGCUUCAUCCCGCCCAACGUCCUGGGGCUUGGCCUAGCUUACCUCUGCCUCAUGCAGCAUGUCUGCCUCGUCUUCGCGUACGACGCUUCGUCGAGGGAAUCGUGGGACGAAAUGGUCGCCGCCUGCGAGAGGAUGCGCAGCCGCUGCGAAGACGGGGUCCUCCCCUUUCUUGCGACAAUGAUCGCCGCCAUGGGUGAAGGUGAAGCCCCAGUGUCGCACGCGGAAGCUGAGGCGUUUGCAACCCAGCGGGACUGUCGCUUUGUCAAGUUCUCGCCCGCAACUGCGCGCGGCAUUUGCGAUGCGGUCAGCUCGCUAGUUGAGCUGGCGCACGGUGCUCGUGAUAAGUAUGCCAUGGAUCAGGAGGGUUAUACCCAGAGGUACAAGAGGGCGGAGGCAUUGCAGGCAUUAUCUCCCACCUAG